AUGGAUGGCCAAGGCAAUGGCAAAGAGGUGAAGCUGUUAGGAACAUGGUUUAGCCCAUAUGUACAAAGGGUGGUGUGGGUGUUGAAGCUGAAAGGCAUUGACUAUGAAUGGGUGGAGCAAGGCUUUAGAGACCCUAAGAACAGGAGCCAAUUGCUUCUCAAAUAUAACCCAGUGAUGAAGACAGUCCCAGUGCUGGUUCACCAUGGUAGGCCUGUCUUGGAGUCACUUAUAAUCCUUGAGUACAUUGACGAGACUUGGAAGAAUAAUCCUAUUUUGCCUUCGGAUCCAUAUGAGAGAGCAAUGGCUCGGUUUUGGGAAAAUCUCAUUGAUCAAAAGAUAACCAAAAUUUUGAGCAAACUUUUAAGUUCAAUGGAUAAGAAGCAAAUGGAGGAGGAAAUGAAGCAAGUAAGCAAUACAAUAGAGAUCCUAGAUAGGGAAUUGAAGGCAAAAGGCAAUAAAUUCUUUGGGGGUGAAACAAUUAAUAGGGAUUGUUGA
This is a messenger RNA of Gossypium raimondii (Peruvian cotton), 495 nucleotides long. RefSeq names its product probable glutathione S-transferase. Gene Ontology annotation, cellular component: cytoplasm. NCBI's taxonomy places the organism in Eukaryota, Viridiplantae, Streptophyta, Magnoliopsida, Malvales, Malvaceae. Gene Ontology annotation, biological process: glutathione metabolic process. Bases 1 to 495 code for a protein of 164 amino acids. Gene Ontology annotation, molecular function: glutathione transferase activity. The transcript is spliced from 2 exons. The record is from RefSeq and is a predicted model, not a curated record.